Molecule: messenger RNA, 4729 nt
Organism: Dromiciops gliroides (monito del monte)
Lineage: Eukaryota; Metazoa; Chordata; Mammalia; Microbiotheria; Microbiotheriidae
Gene: SMIM13
Product: small integral membrane protein 13
Exons: 2
Coding region: 605-877 (90 amino acids)
Source: RefSeq, a predicted model, not a curated record
GAAGCGCUCUGACGCUGUCCCGAGCCGCCGCGAGGGGGAGCGGAGCUGAAAAGCUACGGCAGCGCCCGGAGGAUCCGGAGCUGCCCGAGCAGCUGCAGGGCGGCGGGUAACGGCCGCUGUCGCUUCCUUUGCUUUGGGUCCCUUUCCAUCUCCCAUUCCGGGCAAGCCGGCCGCUAACCUUAGUGCCUAAACCCCGCGGCUAUGGAGGCGCGUCAGGCCGGUGACCCCCUGCGGCGCGGGGUCCGGGACUCGCCGAAGCGAUGAGGGACUAGGGGGCGCUACACUACCUCCCUCUCGCCCUCCUGCCCUGCUACUCCACACUCCCUCCUCUACUGCGGACCACCCCCUCCCACCCCUCCCUCCAGCCUCGGUCAUUUUCGCCCUCCCCCUCCGCCUCCAGCCCGGCCUCUCCGCGGUCGCUGCCCCGCCCCAUAGGGGGCGCUGCUGAGGGAGCUGUUGGUCUUCAUGCCAUCUCGAGGCUCCAUGCGGAGGAGCAGGAGCCUCUGAGAAAGGCGAAGAGACUUGAGAUUUGGGCUCGUCCUCCCGCCGCCCCCUCUUGCACCCCGCCUCCAGCUGUGCGCGUUUCCCGGCCUCGCUCUCCAAAAUGUGGCAGAGCGUGGGGCUGACCCUGCUGGUGAUCGUGUCCACGCUGCUCUGCGUCCUGCUCUUCAUGCUGUGCGGUUGGUAUGUCGUUUGGCAUCUGUUUUUGUCUAAAUUCAAGUUCCUCAGAGAGCUGAUAGGAGACACAGGAUCCCAACAGGGAGAUAAUGAACCUUCAGAGUCAGAAGCAGAGCCGGAGUCUCCACCUACUCCCCAAAGGAUCAGACCCAAAACAGUCUGGCAUCGGAGGCCACCUGUAGAAGAAACCUCAACCUGAUAUAGCAGCACCUCAGGCAUUUCUCCUUAAGAAGUGAUGAAAGGUGGUUGCUUAUGUGUGACUCAAUGGUUUUAGGAUUUCCUGAGAUUCUGACUAAAAAACUUGUAUUCUUGAAUUUUAAAUGCAUAACUGCUUUAGGCAUUUAGAAGAAGUUUGCAUGAAAGCCAUAUAGAAAUAAAGGGAAUAAAAAACAAACUAGACCAUUGCAAGUUUUUCCAUCUUAAAAAAGUAGCCAUGUGUACCACUUCCUGGUUCUUUGAUUUAUUUUUUUCUACUGGUCUGACUAUAGUAAAUGUAAAAGACAUAAAGCAGUUUUCUUUAUAGCACAAAAAUAUUUAUUAACACACUUAGUUUGACCCUUUACUGAUUUUUCUUUUAAAAAUAUAUUUGUUUCUAUGUGAUAUGUUCAAAACCCAUGAUCACCUGAAAGAUAUUUCUUCAAUUCCAACUUUAGAAAGAGGUUUUGUUAUUCUUAUAUAGAAGGACUUCAUGCUAAAUUAGUUAGUUGUGGAGAUAGUAGUCCUUAAAAUACCAGGAGAUGAUUGCAAAGGUCCUUUUUAUUUUUGAGAGAAAAGGGGGUUAGAUAAUGGUAGAAAGGGUUAAAACUUGCAUACAUGUACGAUUGUUGCUAGACUUCUAUGUUUGUCUUAGAAGAACUUCAGAUAUUGUGUUUAUCAGAGAUGAAAAGGUUUAUGAGUUAAUUAUCUUUGCUGUUUAUUUUCCUCAAUUGUUAUUUGCCUCAUUCACAUAUCCACCCACUAUAUAAUGUCUAAGCAUUUUUAACAUUAUAUAUAUGGUACCAAAUACACUUUUUCUUGUUCCUCUCAAACAAAACUGUGUGCACCCCACUUUAUUCUUUUAUAGUAUUAUCAUUUUUGGUUGUUCAUAUUUCUUGGUGGUAGUAUAUUUGUUUAAUGGUGCAUUUCUUAUUUCCUGAAUUAUUCCUAUUGCACACAAGUUUUUGUCAAUGUAACUGAUUAAAUGUUUUAAUGUGGCUAUUCAGGAAUUCUGAAAAAAGAUUGAUCCAAAUACCAUAAUCCCCUUUUUCCCCCCGCCCCCUUUUUUGCCCCACACUUAAGGGAAAGAUAAACAUUAGAAUUUAUAUUUUGGGACAAUCUAUCUUGCUUCUUUAGAUAAUCCCUUAUAGUUGAUUUUUUUUUUGUGUUACUGGUCUCAAAAUACUGUUUCUGAACAGGUUAAACAUACAAAUCAUUAAUCUAGGAUUUUUGUGGGGUGACUUGUGUAAAUCACAAGGGAAACAGUAAAAUAAUCACCUGAAUAGAUCCUUAGUUCUGAGAAAAAAUGAUUAGAUUGAAAAUUUUAUAGUUAAAUUAUAAUAAUUAGGUUCUACAUUAGAGCCUAUGCUGACCAUACUUACCUGAGAAACACUAAAUAGCUAGUAGCCUUCCUUUUGUGCCAGUAUUAUUGUAGAAUGAAUGUCUUGACUCUUCCCUGAAAAUUAUAGAAUGAUCAUUCCAAAAUAAUCGCUUCCAUAUAUCAGGUAUUUUUGGUCAGGGAAGAGGAGAAGGAAUAAGGAAUGGCACUAUGUUCUGAAACCUAUGCUGUGACUGUGCUUUGUUUUUGCAGGGUUAUAAUUUUCAGGAAAUUUUAUGUACUUAAUUUGUAUUGGGUUAGGAGGGAACGCACAACCCUUUUCCCACUCGUUGUCAUAGAAUCUUGAAUUGACCCCACUACCUCCUAAGGCUACCUGUUCUACUUUUGGGCCAGCUCUGUUAUUAGGAGGCUUAUCCUUCAGUUAGCCAGUACCUAGUCUGUCAAUAUAAUUUUGUGUGAAAGGAAUUACUGAUAUUGGUAAUAUAAAAUUCCUCUAGCUGUAAACUGACAUUGAUUGGUUUGUUAAUUCAAGAUGUGAGAUUCCCACAUUUCUGAGGUCACAGUAUGUGUAGCUUAAUCAAGUCUUCCUAGGUUUUUUGUCUUUUUUUUUUUCAUAAUAAGUGAACCUUUUCUCUCCAGGGCUAUCCAUUUUUUUUUUUUAAGUGAGGCAAUUGGGUUAAGUGACUUGCCCAGAGUCACACGGCUAGUAAGUGUUAAGUGUCUGAGGCCGGAUUUGAACUCAGGUACUCCUGACUCCAGGGCCGGUGCUCUAUCCACUGUGCUACCUAGCUGCCCCCAGGGCUAUCCAUUUUUAAAGGAAGCGGCAUACUUCCAUAUUAUAUCAUAUCAUAGCCUUGUCAUUCAGAAUACAUAUUUCUAGCCAUUUACUUAAAUGGAAUGAAAAGAGAAAUGGAUGGCAAAUCGUAUAUGCUUAGUGGAGUAUUAAUUUCUACUUUAUUAUUCUUUUGGCAAUUCUUUUUUAAAUAUGAAUAAUGUACCCCCUUUACUGUAUUUUCUAGUCUUUUAAGAAGAGCAGUAGAAAUAGCCCAUAAUCAUUUUCAAGUUUGUUUUGUGACUGUAAAAUAUGUAAAUCAGACUAUAACAUUUUUUCAUUAGUUGAAUUCUUAGCGUGAUGGUGACCUUGAAGCAAACUUCAAUUUUAUGAGAAAGCAGAUGCUGAUUCUAGGACUGAAUACUUAUUUUAAUCAAGUGUAUAGUACUAUGGAGAGUCAUUCUGUAGUUCAGAACUCAAAUUGUGUUUGUCUUUCCCCGACUCUAUUCUCAAAUACUCCUCUUCCUUCUACAUAAGAGGAUAUAUGUAACUUUGUAGAUUAGGUAGUUAUUUGAAUGAAGAUUAGCCAAAUCAGUUGCAAUGCUGUGAACUAGAUGCCAAUAACACUAAUCCUUUGAAUAACACUGUUAAAUGAUGACCUUGAUCUUUAGAGUAAACUAAUGUUAGUAUUCAUAGAGUUUGAAAUCUUUCUAAUGAAUUUGAUAAUGAAGAUGUAAAUGGGUUACCGGAAUAUGAGAGAGAACCAGUUCAGAGACUUUUGGCCAGCGUCCUAUGAUACUUAACUGUUACAGACUGCUCUGUAAGUUCACAAAAACAUGUCAAGGUUCUGUUUUCAUAAAAAUGUAGAACUACAUGAGGUCUGAGUUCUGAAGAACAUAUUAUGCUUUUGGAAUAUUUUGACAUUUUUAUCAAAAUACAUUUUGUAAAAUGCAAAAACAUACUUCAUCUUUUUAUUUUUAACAAAAGAAAAAUCUCAAACACAAAUCAUUUAAAUCGUUGAUGUAAUCUUUUAAAAGUGGCAUUUGUCUUUAAAAAAAGUAUGCCUUAGUAUCAUACCCAUUUAGUGAAUGUAACUUUAGGUUUUUGUUUGCCAGACUUCGAACAUUUCUUUAUUUGAAGUUGCCUCUUAAUAAAGUGAACAGCAAUCACUAUACAUACUAUACAAAGCAGUUAUUGGAAUAGGUCUUUGCUAUGAGGUCUAGACUAAACACUGGGUACUGUCUGCUUUCAGUGAAUAGAUAAAUUAUGGUUUUGAACCUAGAAAACAUAAAGAGUUUAAUUCUCUUUUAAAACUUUUAGUAGAGGGUUUUGAAAAAUCUGCUAACAAGCACUUGCUGACUUUUAUUUUAUGGUGAAUGUUUAACAUAUAUCCAAAAGCUUAAUUCUAUGCAGCUCAUUCACCAAAUACUGCUGCUGUGGCUACUUACAGUAAAUACUGUGUGAUGUGCUGCAAAACAUUGUCAACUUGCUGCUUGAUGUUAGGUUUACAUUGAAUUAGACUUGUGUUAUUAUAGUACUUUUUUGUACAAAGAUAUAUCAUAUCUUUUGGAGAUGUUGAGGAAUGUGUAUGUGGUUAUUUUGCUUCUUCAGUGUUCCAAGUGAUAACUGUUAGAUAUUGUACUUGAUGCUUUUGUGGUUUUGUCUUUAUCAUCAUGUUUCUUUCAAAUGUUUCAUUUUAAACUGACUUUACAUAAAAUAAAUAAAAAUGGAAAGCAACAAAAUAA